This is a messenger RNA of Octodon degus (degu), 6053 nucleotides long. RefSeq names its product cystic fibrosis transmembrane conductance regulator (gene Cftr). The transcript has 27 exons. NCBI's taxonomy places the organism in Eukaryota, Metazoa, Chordata, Mammalia, Rodentia, Octodontidae. The record is from RefSeq and is a predicted model, not a curated record. Gene Ontology annotation, cellular component: plasma membrane; cytosol; apical plasma membrane. Gene Ontology annotation, molecular function: ATP hydrolysis activity; ATP binding; chloride channel activity. Gene Ontology annotation, biological process: chloride transmembrane transport; bicarbonate transport. Bases 119 to 4561 code for a protein of 1480 amino acids.
UGGAAGCGGGUGACAUCACAGCAGGUCAGAGAAAAAGGGGUGAGCGGCAGGCGCGAGAGGAGCAGGGCGCUUGGCAUCAGGAGCAGAAGCCCAGCCCGCCCUGCAGGCCCGGGAGACCAUGCAGAAGUCGCCUCUAGAAAAGGCCAGCGUCAUCUCCAAACUUUUUUUCAGCUGGACAAGACCAAUUCUGAAGAAAGGGUACAGAAAGCGCCUGGAAUUAUCAGACAUAUACCAAAUCCCUUCUGCUGAUUCUGCUGACAAUCUAUCUGAAAAGUUGGAAAGAGAAUGGGAUAGAGAGUUGGUUUCAAAGAAAAAUCCAAAACUUAUUAAUGCCCUCCGGCGAUGCUUUUUCUGGAGAUUUAUGUUCUAUGGAAUCCUACUAUAUUUAGGGGAAGUCACCAAAUCAGUACAGCCUCUCUUACUGGGAAGAAUCAUAGCUUCCUAUGACCCAGAUAACCAGGCAGAGCGUUCCAUCGCCAUUUACCUAGGCAUAGGGUUAUGCCUGCUUUUUACUGUGAGGACGCUGCUCCUACACCCAGCCAUUUUUGGCCUUCAUCACAUUGGAAUGCAGAUGAGGAUAGCUAUGUUCAGUUUGAUUUAUAAGAAGACUUUAAAGCUGUCAAGCCGCGUUCUAGAUAAAAUAAGCAUUGGACAACUUGUUAGUCUCCUUUCCAACAACCUGAACAAAUUUGACGAAGGCCUUGCGCUGGCACAUUUCGUGUGGAUUGCUCCUCUCCAGGUGGCUCUGCUGAUGGGGCUGCUCUGGGACCUGCUGCAGGCCUCUGCUUUCUGUGGCCUGGCUUGCCUAGUAGUCCUCGCCCUUUUCCAAGCAGGGCUGGGGAAAAUGAUGAUGAAGUACAGAGAUCAGAGAGCUGGAAAGAUCAAUGAAAGACUUGUGAUCACCUCAGAAAUGAUUGAAAAUAUCCAGUCCGUUAAAGCAUACUGCUGGGAGGAAGCAAUGGAAAAAAUGAUUGAAAGCCUAAGACAAACAGAACUGAAACUGACCAGGAAAGCAGCCUAUGUGAGAUACUUCAAUAGCUCGGCCUUCUUCUUCUCAGGGUUCUUUGUAGUGUUUUUAUCUGUGCUUCCAUAUGCACUGCUCAAAGGAAUUAUACUUCGAAAAAUAUUUACAACCAUCUCAUUCUGUAUUGUUCUGCGCAUGGCAAUCACACGGCAGUUUCCCUGGGCUGUACAAACAUGGUUUGACUCUCUUGGAGCAAUAAAUAAAAUACAGGAUUUCUUACAAAAACAAGAAUAUAAGACAUUGGAAUAUAACCUAACGACUACAGAAGUAGUAAUGGAAAAUGUAACAGCCUUCUGGGAGGAGGGAUUUGGGGAAUUAUUCGAGAAAGCAAAACUGAACAACAGCAACAGAAAGAUUUCCAGUGCUGAUAACAGCCUCUUCUUCAGUAACUUCUCCCUUCUUGGUAGCCCUGUCUUAAAAGAUAUCAACUUUAAGAUAGAAAAAGGACAGCUGUUGGCUGUGGCUGGAUCUACUGGAGCAGGCAAGACUUCACUUUUAAUGAUGAUUCUGGGGGAACUGGAGCCUUCAGAAGGGAAAAUCAAACAUAGUGGAAGAAUUUCAUUCUGCUCUCAGUUCUCCUGGAUAAUGCCCGGCACCAUCAAAGAAAAUAUCAUCUUUGGUGUUUCCUAUGAUGAGUACAGAUACAGGAGUGUUAUCAAAGCAUGCCAACUGGAAGAGGACAUCUCCAAGUUUGCAGAGAAAGACAAUAUAGUGCUUGGAGAAGGUGGAAUCACCCUGAGUGGAGGUCAGCGUGCAAGAAUUUCCUUAGCAAGAGCAGUAUACAAAGAUGCUGAUUUGUACCUGCUAGAUUCUCCUUUUGGAUACCUAGAUGUUUUAACAGAAAAACAAAUAUUUGAAAGCUGUGUCUGCAAAUUGAUGGCUAACAAAACUAGGAUUUUGGUCACUUCUAAAAUGGAACAUUUAAAGAAAGCUGACAAAAUAUUGAUUUUACAUGAAGGAAGCAGCUAUUUUUAUGGGACAUUUUCUGAACUACAAAACCUACGGCCAGAGUUUAGUUCAAAGCUCAUGGGAUAUGAUUCUUUUGACCAGUUUAGUGCAGAAAGAAGGAAUUCAAUUUUAACUGAGACUUUACGCCGUUUCUCCUUAGAAGGAGAUGCUUCUAUCUCCUGGAAUGAAACAAAAAAACAAUCUUUUAAACAGACUGGAGAGUUUGGGGAUAAAAGGAAGAGCUCAAUUCUCAAUUCAAUCAACUCUAUAAGAAAAUUUUCAAUUGUGCAAAAGACUCCAUUGCAAAUGAAUGGCAUUGAAGAGGAUACUGAUGGUCCUUUGGAGAGAAGGCUGUCCCUAGUUCCAGACUCCGAGCAGGGAGAUGCAGUUCUGCUUCGCAGCAGUGUGAUGCACACUGGCCCCACGCUCCAGGGCAGUAGGAGACAGUCUGUGCUGAACCUGAUGACACACUCAACUAGCCAAGGACAGAGCAUCUGCCGGAGGACAACAGCACCCUCGAGAAAAAUGUCAUUGGCCCCACAGACCAACUUCACAGAGAUGGAUAUAUAUUCAAGACGGUUAUCUCAAGAGAGUGGCUUGGAAAUCAGUGAGGAAAUUAACGAAGAAGAUCUGAAGGAGUGCUUUUUUGAUGACGUAGAGAGUGUACCAACAGUGACCACAUGGAACACAUACCUUCGCUACAUCACUAUCCAUAAGAGCUUGUUUUUUGUGCUGAUUUGGUGCUUAAUUGUUUUUCUGGCUGAGGUGGCUGCUUCUCUAGUUGUCUUGUGGUUACUUAAAAACAAUCCUCCUGAGCAGGAAGGGAACAGGACUCAAAGUGGAAACAGUAGCUACGGCGUGAUUAUAACAAGCACCAGCUUCUAUUACAUUUUCUACAUUUACGUGGGCGUGGCCGACACUUUGCUCGCCCUGGGACUGUUCAGAGGCUUGCCGCUCGUGCAUACGCUAAUCACAGUGUCGAAAAUUUUACACCAUAAGAUGCUGCGCUCUGUUCUUCAGGCGCCCAUGUCAACUCUCAACACUUUGAAAGCAGGUGGGAUUCUUAAUAGAUUCUCCAAAGAUAUAGCCAUUCUAGAUGAUAUCCUUCCUCUUACCAUAUUUGACUUCAUCCAGCUGCUGUUAAUUGUGAUCGGAGCCGUAGCUGUUGUCUCAGUUUUACAGCCUUACAUCUUCCUGGCAACUGUACCAGUGAUAGCGGCCUUUAUUAUGUUGAGAGCGUACUUCCUCCGCACUUCACAGCAACUCAAACAACUGGAGUCUGAAGGCAGGAGUCCAAUUUUCACUCAUCUAGUCACAAGCUUAAAAGGACUAUGGACACUCCGAGCCUUUGGGCGGCAACCUUACUUUGAAACUCUGUUCCACAAAGCUCUGAAUUUGCAUACUGCCAACUGGUUCUUAUAUCUAUCAACACUGCGCUGGUUCCAGAUGAGAAUAGAAAUGAUUUUUGUCAUCUUCUUCAUUGCUGUUACCUUCAUUUCCAUUUUAACAACAGGUGAAGGGGAAGGCUCAGUGGGCAUUAUUCUCACUCUAGCGAUGAACAUCAUGAGUACGUUGCAGUGGGCGGUGAACUCCAGCAUUGAUGUGGAUAGCUUGAUGCGAUCAGUGAGCCGAGUCUUCAAGUUUAUCGACAUGCCAAAAGAAGGUGGGCCUGCCAAACCCGUCAAGCCAUCUGGGGAUGACCAGCUCUCGAAAGUUACGAUCAUUGAGAAUCAACACGUGAAGAAAGAUGACAUCUGGCCCUCAGGAGGCCAAAUGACAGUCAAAGACCUCACAGCCAAAUACGUAGAUGGUGGCAACGCCAUAUUAGAGAACAUUUCCUUCUCUAUAAGUCCUGGCCAGAGGGUGGGCCUCUUGGGAAGAACUGGAUCAGGGAAGAGUACUUUGCUGUCGGCUUUUUUGAGACUGCUGAACACCAAAGGUGAAAUCCAGAUUGAUGGUGUGUCUUGGGAUUCAACCACCUUGCAGCAGUGGAGGAAAGCCUUUGGAGUGAUCCCACAGAAAGUAUUUAUCUUUUCUGGAACUUUUAGAAAAAACUUGGAUCCCUGUGAACAAUGGAGUGAUCAGGAAAUAUGGAAAGUUGCAGAAGAGGUUGGACUCAGAUCUGUGAUAGAACAGUUUCCUGGGAAGCUUGAUUUUGUCCUUGUGGAUGGGGGUUAUGUACUAAGCCACGGCCACAAGCAGUUGAUGUGUUUGGCCAGAUCUGUUCUCAGCAAGGCAAAGAUCUUACUGCUUGAUGAACCCAGUGCUCACCUGGAUCCCAUAACAUACCAGAUAAUUCGCAGAACUAUAAAACAAGCAUUUGCUGAUUGCACAGUAAUCCUCUGUGAGCACAGGAUAGAAGCGAUGCUGGAGUGCCAGCGAUUUUUGGUCAUAGAAGAGAACAAAGUGCGGCAGUACGAUUCCAUCCAGAAACUGCUGAGUGAGAAGAGCGGCUUCCGUCAGGCUAUCAGCUCAUCUGACAGGAUGAAACUCUUCCCGCAUCGCAGCUCCAGCAAGCACAAGUCUCGAUCCCAGAUUACUGCUCUGAAGGAGGAGACAGAAGAAGAAGUACAAGAAACACGGCUUUAGGGAGUAGGCAAAUGUUUGCUUGGGACCUUUACUCAUGCAGAGGGAGGAAAAAAUCAGCUGCUUCAGAAAACCAAGACCGAUGAUGCUUUUUUGUAAAGGAACUUUUCACUAAGAGGAACUGAGGACAUUCACUUGGGUCUGGAUGGUCAAAUUGUGUGAGAGGUACUUCAAAUCCUUGAAGAUUUACCACUUGUAUUUUGUAAGUCAGAUUUUCCUGAAAACACUUGCCCUUUGGUAGUAGUUGGAAAGGUGGCUAUAAAUGUCAACAAGCUUAGUUGUUCAGCCUAUUGUUAAUGAAACUUUUAAUUCAUAUCACUGGAGAAAUGAAAUCAUACUGCUUAGAGAUAUUAUCAAUGAUAACUAGAAAAUUUGACGGUUUAUGUAGUUCAUAUCCCUUUUUCUCUCCUCUCUCCACAGUAUGUAGACACACAACUCUGCUAAACAUUCCAGCUAUCUCAUUUCCAAGAAAAUACUUAGAACAUUGCAGGAGUCACAAGACAGCCCAUUAACAGGCACCCACUCAACAUCUAGUGAUUAAUCAAGAAUGAGAACUUUCAGAUUCUAGAAGCCAGGGUUGGUACCUGCCAGCUCUAGCAAAUAUCUAAGUAAUUCAGAUAACCAGGAUACAUCCUGACCCAAGAAAUGACUGCUGUCAUCCUCUGUAAAGGAUGGGCUUACUUCCUUGAUGCAAAAAUUGACACGCCUUUGCCAUCUGUGGAAGUAGUCAAUUCAUAAAACCUUUGAACCAGAGAGUGGGUGGAAAAGUGUGUUAGUGAGAACGGCUACAGGACAACACCAAUAACAACACCAACUGUUCCUUCAUACCAGAGAAGCUGCAAGUCCGGUAUAUGUCAGUAGAGAGCCCGUGGAUACCAUAGGCAAGUGUCCAGGAAAUCUUAGCUUCCAGAGCCCAGGGUGAUAGCAGUGUGCUUCCAGGCUGGCUACACUUGCACUGUACUGUCUACACUGAGUGAGGAGACAAUGGGAAAUACCCUGAAGACAAUUCAGUCAUGAACUAGUUUUUUUAUGCUUCUGUUUUAUAAUUUUGUGAUGCAAAUGAAAUUUCCUCUGGGAAAUAUUUAUUUUAGUAAUGUUUCAAACUCCUAUAUGAUGCUGUAUUUUAAAAAUGAUUAUGAAUUAUAUUUGUAUAAAAGAAUUUUUAUAUUUGAAACGUUGAAAUUUUAUGGCACUACCUAUUUUCAUGCUCUAUCACAUUACAAUAAGGGUGGGGGAACUGGUGUGAUUUGGUCCGGGGACCAGGAGUCACCUUCAUGGUGUAAAGAGAAGAGUCGGGCUAGUGCGAGCCUUGUACACAUCUCUUACUUGUGGCACGCACACUCCUCUCAGGUGAAAAGAUGGAAUCCGAAAUCUGACUGUUCCUAGCUCGUGAAGACUGCCUCUCCCUCUCCAAACUAACCCUUAAGAAGGUUGCACUGUAUUUAUUACUAGAAGAAAACACCAUGUGUCAAUAAAGUCCUUAUAUUUGUGUGAA